UUUUCUUUGUUACUCAGUUCGCCAACUGUCAAUGUACCGUGUUGUCAGUUAGGCUGGAGGUUGCAGGGAACCUUUCGGCUCGGCCCAUGGUGCUUUGAAGCCGUUGGUGAUACUCAGUAAAUUAAGUGUACAGUAUAGUUCUCCGUAGAAUUAGUUGAAGUGCAUUAAAAUGUUAUCGUUUGUGUGAAAUAUCGACGAAGUGAUGCGGACCUGACUCCCGGCAGUGCUAUUUGCAACGAACUUCUAAGUGUACGUGUACGGAUUUCAUAGCGUCCAAAGUUGCAUUUCUGCAUCGGCUUCCUAACGACUUGCAAUUUCACUAACCGAGCGAUUUCCAGUGGUUUCCUCAACUUCUCUAGUCUGUUUUUGUUUUCCUUUUCGUUUUAAAUUUGCCAAAGCCUUACCAAAUAUCUGUCCACUUCGUAACUCUAUUCUUUACAGUUUAUCUACCUCUAUUAUCCGUUAUCUAGUGAUUUACCUCUCAGACUACUUGCCCUCUUCAAAUCAGCCUAUUUCUCUUUCAAACUUUUUAAGUACACCUCUGUGUCGUCCCGGGAUGAGUGAAAGUUGAAACUUUCCUGUAAAGCGUUAUUUGAACCGAGAGCUAUAUUCAUCGUCUAAUUCCUUCAAGUUUUGAGUCAAUUUGUGAUCUAAUGUGGGGUCUAGAAAACAUCACAGAAAUGUGGAUUACCAUCAUGAUGUUCAUUUUCUGACCCGAGGAAUCUUCCCUUAUCGGUAAUUUGUGAUAACUAUCUAGUUAAAUUAGCAGAUAAUCUCGAGGAAUUAAAAUUCUGUCUUGAAAGUCUGGAAUUAUGAACACUCCCAGCAAAUCUUAUCCAUUACAAAGAAGAAUGGCGCCCGGAUCGGCAGACAAAGAAAACUCAGGAUACAUGCUGUUAAAAAGCCCCGCCUGUCCUUUCCUGAGCCCUGCCAAAAUUUCAAAUGAGAAUUCUUUGUUGCCACCGGAUUUUCAGUCACUUCUCAGUGGAGAUAUUCUUAGUGACCAAGUCAGUAAUAGCCUGUCAGCUGGCUCAGAAUUUAGAUUUCCAGUACAUUUAAACCAUAAAAACAAUGUUGAAAGACAAGGAACACCUAGCCGCCUAUGUAGUCCAUUCUCAUUAUCAACCAAUUGCCGUACACCUAAAGCGUUGUCUCAUGAAGGUAUUCUACCUCUGACGCCUCACGACAGCAACACAAACAAGAGAGUAGCAGACCCAACCAUACUAGAAGAGGACUCCCCUGUAAUAAAACGCAAUAGACUGCUUGAUAAUUCAACACUGAAGGAUAGGAAUUCGUUCGUAAUCAGUCCAAUGGUUCGUCAUAAAACAACUCUCCACGACUAUGGUUUCAAUCCAGUGUCUUCGCGGCCGAAGCUGUAUCGUUCGUUCUCAGAAGCCGUAGAUGCUAAGUCUGCUGUGGAUCGCUCGAACUUAGAUCCUAAUCUGAUUGGAGACUACAGUCGACCAUGUAUUCUGCCCCUAACCCUUGGAAAACAUGUCGAUCUUAAAAGCAUCUCUUGUGAUACAUUAGCCAAAUUAAUGAAUGGAGAUUUUAGUCAAGACAUUAAAUCUUUCACCAUAAUCGACUGCCGGUAUCCGUAUGAAUACGAAGGUGGUCAUAUUAGAGGCGCUAGAAAUAUAUAUUCUGAAGAAGAAAUUGUUAAACAAUUUGUCGAUGUAAAGAAGAAAUUUAGUUCAAAUUCAAAUACUUCAAGUGUAGAUUCUAAGCAUCAUGUUCUAAUAUUUCACUGUGAAUUUUCAUCAGAAAGAGGUCCAAAAUUAUGUCGGUUCCUGCGGAAACAAGACCGGCAAAAUAACUUGUAUCCCGAUUUGCAUUAUCCCGAAACGUACCUGUUGCACGGAGGUUAUAAAGCAUUUUUCGAAAAGUAUCGCACGUUAUGCGAACCUUGUAGCUAUUUACCAAUGGUUCAUCCGGACCACGAGGACGAACUGCGCCAUUUUAGAUCCAAGUCGAAAACAUGGAGUGCUGGACAACCCAGCGGGAGUAGAGGAUCGCUAAAAUCCAGCUUUAGACGAUUAGGGUUUAGUUAGUUAUUCUUUUAGUGUGCACCAGGGUUUUUUCUUUUUCUUACUCUUUCUGAUUUUUCGCUUUUUUUUUUUUUUAUUUCUGUCGAUCACUCUUCAACUGGACUCACUCCAACUGUUCUAAGUUCUUAGCUCAAUUCUAUGUUCUUUCAUCUUAACAGCUUAACCGAAUCUUUUUUUAUUUAUUUAUUUUUUUUUUUUGAUAAACAAUGACUAUGAUUUGCAGAACGAAUGUAAGUUGUCUCUUUCAAAAAUGGUUUCUCAGUUCCAUAGAAUGUCUUAAUUUUUCUCAGGUUUUUAUUGCUCACUUAAUGCUAUGCGUAACUUAUUUGAAAUACUUAUUUAGAGUAGAGUAUUUUUGCAACAAAUGACAUCUCUCAGGGUUAGAGCCAGAGGGGCUACAUUUUAGCCUAACAUUGUAAAGUUUCACCCCACAACUUGCUUUAUUCACUAGAAGGUGCAUGUUUUGUACUGAAAAUUUUAGAAACUGUUUUGUAAGCCCCUCAGAAAAUUCUUUUAAAUUUUAUUUGAAAAUUUGUAACUUGUUAUUCAGUAAACAAAAACAACGAAAAAAAGUAUCACUAAAUGAAACUUCACAACAUUGUAUUCUGAUAAAGCCACCCUGGCUGUAACUUUAUUUACUUGCUGGAACUGUAAGCUUCAAGCUCAUUUUUUAUUGACACAUUUUUGGGAGGAAACCGUUCAUGAGGCCAGGUUUCUCAUGAAUGAUUUUCAGAUGUCAGUUAAUUGAUAAUGUACUCUUACUGCUCAAUUUUUGAAAUUGCUCAAACUUUUUUUUCGGAUUUGCAUCUCAAUUUUUGUUUAUCUGAAAGUAUCAGUGAAACUCUGUUGAAAAUUAUCUGUAUUUUCAGCUACAACUUAGAUUUCCUUGACUAGUGAAUGUGGGCAAUCAGUCGGCGUUCCCUGAAGAAUGACUAACGAAGUUGAACUUUUAAAGAAUCAAAUUUCUGCUACAUGUAAAACUGAGAAAUCAAAUUUGAAAGUUUUUUUAUGUGCCAUGCAUUGUGUUACUAAUUUUGGGAUUUUCUGUACGCUCUGUAAUGGCGUUUGAAGGCUCUAAUUGGGCUUGAAAACAGGAAAGGAUUCCUAAAUUCAAAACUCAGUCAUUUGUUUAUCAUAUUGCACUCUGGGAUGAGUUUUUAAUUCAUCCCGAGUCUAUUUCUUCAAAUCCUGUCUAUUGAAGCUUUCAUUUUUUUGAAACAGCAGUGGCAUUGUUGGGUGUUGUGUUAAUGGGUCAUCAUCAACCAAAUAAUCCUACCGCCAGCAAAGCCACUGUUGCUCAGAAGUUUUUAGGUUAGGCGCGGAUGGAAACUAAAAUAUUUAAGACUGCGAUGAAUCAGUAUCACUGCCUCCUCCUUAUAAUGAAAUUGUGUUUGUAUAAAUAAUGAUCUCCAUCCGUUCAUGUUUGAGAGAAGAGCACUCGUUUUUAUUUCACGCUUUUAUUUUGUAAUAAUGUUCAACGAUAAAAAUGUGGAGAACAGUUGUUUUUAGUUUUCAGAGUUUAUAAUUAAGUGUUUCGAAACCAAAGUUAUGGUAGAGCUCAAGUUUUUUCUCUUAGACUGAAAAGGGUCCUGUUGCAAUGUGUAGCUUAGUGAUUUCAGUUUAUGGAGCAUCUUGAUGGUGUAACUGGAAAAAAAUUCUCUCAAUUGUCAACGCUCUUAUUUUCUCUUUAUGGAGAGGGCCAAGAAUCGUUUUUAAUGGAAUUAUCAAAAAAAUUCACACACUCAAGUUUUGGGAAACAAUGGGCUUGGUUUUUCUGCAGAAUAACAAUGCGACUAGAAAUUUGGAAUGUUGCAAAUCAGGAAUCAUUUUUUCCAGUACACCAUCGAUUGUAGAUGAUCAAGAUUUGUGUCAAAUUUUUGAAUCAGAGUCAAAUUUCUUACGCUGGAAUAUGAUCAGACCUCUUUCUCUUAUACUCAAGAUAAGUUACUGCAAGUGUACAGCGUUUUAGAAUUUCUCUCUUAUUCUUUGUCACAGCCUCUUGCUUCUCUACGGUCACCCUUUGUUUUACUCAAUCGAGUGUUUUAGCUGGAUGUCAAGGUGAUGCAUGCCUUUACUUUAAUCUAACUUGUAUAAGUUCUUUUUGCCUGUUCUUGUUGGAGAUUUGUAUCAAUUGCUAAAGCCAGUUUCAAUUUUUUGAAUGCACGAAAGUUGUCUAGGAACAUCAAACGAAUUUUGCUAAGUUCGGUCUCAUCAUACAUUUGUAUUAAAAAUACGAAAUGACUGCAUCCAGAAGCGCAAUUCAGUCAGGAAAAAUCUCCUUUAGAAACUCUUAAUCACAAUUGAAAGUAUUCGAACACAAAUCAUGACAGAAAGUCAAUUUGACAAGUCAAUCCGAAGGAUGGUUUUAGGGGAUACUUCCAAUUUUAAUUUAGCGUUGCUGAAAGUGAUCCAUUUAUGAAUUGCCAACUACGCUGUGCUUCUUGGCGUGAUUGUUUUGUUUCAUUAUAAAAAUUUGAGCUGGAACCACUGUUUAAGAAAAACUGUCUCAACUUGUGGAUGUUGAUUUACUUUAACUAGGCAUAUAACGAAGUUGUAAUGGUUUGGUCACCAUAAUCUUGCUCAUAUGGGGAUUCAUUCAGUGGAAAACCUCUCAUGAAAUACCUCUUUGUUCACCUUAAAUAACAUUAAUGUAAUUUCAAUCCUUAGCAAAAACGCUGUCUUUGCUUUUUUUCUCUCUAUUGACCGUUCUGACCCUUGCAGUGGAAAACGGGGGGAAGCGAAUUUUUUUUUUCUUUCUUUCUUUCUUUCGUGGAAGGCAAGAAUGAUAAAAUGUUGCAUUAUCUCCCUCAAGGACAGCAAAGAAAUAGGUAACAACAAGUAAAUGUACCACCAACUCAUGUACUUCAAUAUUGACGAGGGUGCAAUUAAUGUCAGUUUUAGAAUAUGUAGGGGAGGUUAUUUGAUUUUUGGGGCAUGAUUUAUCCCAGAUUUUCAUCAAUUUUGAAAGCCAAAAGCUCUCGGUUCCAAGAUUCCAGAGGUUUUAAAGACUUUCACAGUAGAAUCAACUUGCACAGAGUUCUUGCUACAAAUUCUGGGAGACAUGCCCCUCAAAUGUUAAUAUCCGUGGAAGAUGAAAUCAAAUUAACCAUUUUAUGCGAGUCAUUCGAAAUUUGUGCAUGAUUUUUUUAAAGUUGUUUAUUGAAGCAGCAAUUCCAGUCCUCCUUCACCAUAUGUAUCUAAUUCUGCCUUGAUUGGCGUCUUUCAUGUUAAGGGUAUCUACUAAGUAGGCCGUUAUGGGUUUGCUUUUUAUUAUCUCCCUUAUGUGUAUGAAAUGUGAUUUUAUUGUGUUAGUGCUGGAAAUGAAAAUGUAAUUUGAUUUUAAUGAAUUUUUUCUUUUACUAUCUCUAAAAAUGAAGAAGAUGGCAGUUGCCAACCCACCUCUUGAUAUUAGUUCCUCAUUGUUUAGCCAUCCAUGAAAAUUUAUUCUAGAAUGCGAGUUUCAUGGAAUUUAAUCUAAUGGAAAAGGAAUUAAAACAAAUCUCCCUCAUUUUAAGCACGAAACUAAAAUGAUAUUGUUUGUACUGCUUGUUAAAAAUGUAAGUUAGAAAAAUAAAAUUAUUAAAUCUGUAAAGCAAA
This is a messenger RNA of Bemisia tabaci, 5645 nucleotides long. Its product is annotated as M-phase inducer phosphatase. Gene Ontology annotation, cellular component: nucleus; cytoplasm. Gene Ontology annotation, biological process: positive regulation of G2/M transition of mitotic cell cycle; G2/M transition of mitotic cell cycle; positive regulation of G2/MI transition of meiotic cell cycle. Gene Ontology annotation, molecular function: protein tyrosine phosphatase activity. NCBI's taxonomy places the organism in Eukaryota, Metazoa, Arthropoda, Insecta, Hemiptera, Aleyrodidae. The record is from RefSeq and is a predicted model, not a curated record.